AUGGAGUCAAUCAAAGCCAGUGCAGAGCAGAUGAUGUAUAACGUCGACAACGCCACAGCCAACAUGGACAGCAUGUCGCCUAUUCCAAGUGGCUUCUCUCUUUACCAGCCUCGCGUGGCAAUUGGGUUUGCUCUCAUCGUUCUGAUCGUUCUCGCGCGCAUAUUCGGUGCCGGCAAGCCUAAGCUACCAGCUGGAGUGAAGCCACUGCCACGACAAUUCGGUCUGCCAUAUGCUGGUCGAUUCUGGGACGUUCCUGGACCUGGUAUUGAGGCAGCAUGGCAUUUCGGUGAUUUGCACAAGAAGAUGGGUCCCAUCUACGAGUGGAAGGUGAUGGGCACAAUCCACAUCUGGGUCGAGACCGACAAGAUUGCCAAGGACCUUUUCGUUACCCGCCAACAAAACUACUGCGAUCGUAACGAGCUCCCAGCCGCCAUCGGUGUAAAGGAGGGCUCUGAGAUCCUUCCUCUCAUGGGAUAUGGCGAGCAGUUCCGCCGCUACAAGAACUUCAUGCACUUGAUCAUGCGUCACGCCCACCCCAAGGAGUUUUAUGGCUGGCCCGCUCAAGAGAACAAGAACACCCUCCGCCGUAUUCUUGAGAAGCCAGACAAGUGGUCCGAGGCCGUCAUUGUUCACUGCGCUCGUGCGAUUGCCGGAACGGCGUGGGGCAACCCGCGAGCUGGCAGCAACCUGCUCACCAUCAUCCCGAUCAUUCUCAAGAACGUUUCGCCCGCUGGUCCUAUCAUCAACAAGCUUACCUUCCUUUCCAAUCUUCCAGAGUCGAUCUCGCCAUGGAAGCAAGAGGAGGCCAUGCGCAAGAAGCAGAUGAGCGACGCGUUCAUGGAGCCUCUCGAGGACGCUGUCAAGCGCUCCAAGGAGGGUAACCUCGAGGAUUGCUGGAGCAAGAUCUGGGUCGGCAAGGAGAAGGGCUCUGAGCAUCUCGACUUCUACGAGGCCGCUCACGCCAUCGGCUCCAGCUCUUUCGUCGCCAUUGCUACCGUUGGUGGUCCUCUCCACGCUUUCUUCCUCGCCAUGUGCCACUACCCGGCAUGGCAAGAGAAGGCACAAGAAGAGCUCGACCGUGUGUGCGGCAACCGUCUCCCAACAAUGGAAGAUAUGCCCAAGCUCCCCGUCCUCCGCGCUACUGUCAAGGAAAUCGUCCGAUGGCGACAAGCCACUCCUCUCGGCGUACCACACGUCGCCAUCGAAGAUGAUGUCUACGAGGGCUACCACAUCCCCAAGGGCGCGAUCCUGCACGCCAACCACUACCUGAUCAGCCGAGAGGAGAGCACAUAUCCUCGCGGUGAGGAAUUCAUCCCCGACCGAUGGCUCGAUCCAUCUUACCCAACCUACAAGGAACCUCUCAGCGAGUUCCCCAACUUCCGCGGUGACCGCGCUUUUGGCUACGGCAACCGCAGCUGCCCCGGCAUCGACCUCACCUCCAACGAACUCCUCACCCUCAUCGGCUCCCUCAUGUGGGCGUUCGAGAUCAAGCGUCCCGAGGGCCGUUACGGUGCCGAUGCACCUCUGCCAUGGUACGAGACCGCUCCAUGGGUCAUCACCAUGACCAAGCCCUUCAAGUGCGACAUCAAGUGCCGCAGCGAGGAGAAGCGUCGCUAUAUCAUGACCGAGGGUCACGAGGACACCAACCUCAUCAUCGACAGCGAGAAGCAGCGCAAGAGCAAGUGGGACGUCAAGCGCCAACCCGGUGAGGACCUCUUCCGAUGGGACGGUCUCACUGAGCAGGCACCUAUCGUCCCCAGGACAUACGCCGAAGGCAUCUAG
Molecule: messenger RNA, 1782 nt
Organism: Recurvomyces mirabilis
Lineage: Eukaryota; Fungi; Ascomycota; Dothideomycetes; Mycosphaerellales; Teratosphaeriaceae
Exons: 2
Coding region: 1-1782 (593 amino acids)
Molecular function (GO): monooxygenase activity; heme binding; oxidoreductase activity, acting on paired donors, with incorporation or reduction of molecular oxygen
Source: RefSeq, a predicted model, not a curated record